UCAGCAGUAGGCACACUGCACCGUAGAUGAGUAAGUGUACAACCAGUCUUGAUGCCAUUUACGUGGUAGUAAUAAUAAUAGUAGCACAUAGUUUAGUGAAUAUUGCCAAUCGUGGGAAAAUAUUUGGAUCCUCGUCUAAAUCCAACUCUUAUCUGCUAAUUGAUUUAGUCAAAUUAUCCAACAAUGGGUCGACUUUCCGGGAAUCAACGCCGAUGUCGCCGAUUGAUAUCGAUGUUCUGGCUAAAGACAAUAGUAUACUUCUUAGUCGUGGAGAUUUUAUACAUUGCAAACCCUGGGACAUUGAAACCUGACAACAUUCAAAUACUGAGCGGUCUGGCAACAUUAGUAGUGGCUUUUAUGUCAAUUAAGAUAUCGUCGAAAAAAUGCUCCAGAAGUACCUUUGGAUGGGCAAGAGCCGAGGUUCUUGGAGCUUUUGUGAAUGCCGUAUUUCUAGUAGCGCUGUGUUUUUCAAUCACUGUUGACGCUUGUAGACGGUUUUAUCAAGCAUUUCAACCAGGAAAUAUUGAAGAUAGACCUUGUUUAUUUUUCCUACACGGAGUGUCCAGAUUGUUCGUAAAUGUCAUUGGAUUGUUUUUAUUCCGCGCCGGUGCAAAUGCUACAGCUAUAGACUCAAAUGAAAACGCUGAAAGAUUCCAACCACCUAAUCGUGUUCAAGAUCAAAAAAGCGAAUCUCCACAACAAAUGAACAUGAGAGGAGUAUUUCUCCAUUGUUUGGCCGGUACCCUUAAUUCAGUUAAAAUUAUAAUUCCUCUGCUUGUUCACGUUAUGGUUGGCCUAUGGAAGUACAAAGGUUACUUUAAUCUCGUCGACCCAACGCUGAGUUUAUUAGUGGUUAUGAUAAUGCUUCGAUCUGUCUGGCCACUGUUGCGAGAAUCGGCGUUCAUUUUAUUACAAUCGUUUCCUGCGCAUAUUCAAGUAGAUGAAAUUCAAAGUCGACUUUUAAAAACUUUCGACGGUGUUUCAGCGGUACGCGAGUUUCACGUAUGGCAAUUGACCGGCGACAAAAUCAUCGCAUCUGCUCAUAUAUGGUAUAAAAGUUUAUUCGAAUACAUGAAAUUGUCGGAAAAAGUCGAAGAAUUUUUCCAUGAUGAAGGAAUUCAUUCCAUCACCAUACAGUCGGAAUUCGUCGAAUCGUUGAAUGUCACUUUAAAUCGAAGCUCUUCGAAUUCAACGCAACAGUACGUUGAAGAGCCUUCAACAUUAUAAAUCUCUAAUUACGAGAGUGUACAUAUUUCUGGACUAUUUUAAAUAUUAUCUACAAAAUUUGAGGUUCAAUUUUGUUUUCCCUUUUUUCAUUUUGAGCAAUAUGUUAGUGCGAGACAUUAACAAAUGAAUAGAAUUCUAGAAUUUUGUAAUAAAUGAUCUGUUAUUGUA
Messenger RNA from Planococcus citri (citrus mealybug), 1395 nucleotides. Its product is annotated as calcium/manganese antiporter SLC30A10-like. Gene Ontology annotation, biological process: intracellular zinc ion homeostasis; detoxification of zinc ion; zinc ion transmembrane transport. The transcript has 7 exons. Gene Ontology annotation, cellular component: membrane. Gene Ontology annotation, molecular function: zinc ion transmembrane transporter activity. Bases 184 to 1227 code for a protein of 347 amino acids. NCBI's taxonomy places the organism in Eukaryota, Metazoa, Arthropoda, Insecta, Hemiptera, Pseudococcidae. The record is from RefSeq and is a predicted model, not a curated record.